AUGAAGCUCUUAGUACGCGUAAUCGAAGCAAGAAAUAUACCAGCAAUGGACCCUAAUGGAUUCAGUGAUCCAUAUGUGAAAUUACAACUGGGUAGACAGAGGUUUAGAACUAAAGUCGUAAAGAAGUGCCUGAACCCAUCAUGGUGUGAAGAAUUUACUUUUAACGUCGAUGAUUUGAAAGCAAAGCUUGUCAUUGCUGUUCUUGAUGAAGACAAGUACUUUAAUGAUGACGUCAUUGGCCAGGUUAAAGUGCCCGUCUCUCAGGUUUUUGAAGCUAUGGAUAAGUCUCUUGCCACUUCUUGGUACUCAUUGCAGCCUAGGAAGAAGGCUAAGAACAAGGAUUGUGGUGAAAUUCUUGUCACUAUUUGGUUCUCACAAAAUAGUUCCCUGUUGGACUUGCCAACAUCUCUUGUUGAUCCUGCACCGUUGCCAAGGAAGGGUGCUGAUAUGGGGAUGGAUUCAACUUUAAGGUCAUCCCCUUUGAGAUCAGCUUCUCCAAUGAGAGUGGAAGAAGGUCUCUCUUUUAAGGAGGAAAAGCCUUCUGCACCAACAUUUGCUGAUCGAAUUGCACAAAUUUUCAACAAGAACGUAGAUACAACACCUGCAAGCUCUGUUGAAGCACCUGACAUAUUAGAGUUAUCAGAAAGUGAAAAUCCGGCAGUUUCAGAGAACAAGUCUGAAGAGCAGUUCUCAGCUAUUGAUUUUGAAGAAGUAAUGAGAAGCAUGGGGAUGAAAGAACGAGGACGUGGAGUUCCGAGUAAUUUGCCAGGAGGUGUAGUUUUAGACCAACUGUAUUCAGUUGCACCAGGUGAAUUGAACUCGUUACUCUUUUCACCAGACUCAAGCUUUAUGAAGUCUGUAGCCGAUGUGCAGGGAUCUACAGAAUUUCAUUUAGGACCUUGGGAAUUCGAAAAUGGUAGUGAGAGUCUAAAGAGAGUGGUUACUUAUAUUAAGGCUCCAAGUAAACUGAUUAAAGCUUUGAAAGCGACCGAGGAGCAAACAUAUAUGAUUGCUGAUGGGAAGGCUUUUGCAGUUUUAGCAAGUGUGAGCACUCCAGAUGCUCCAUAUGGGAAAACUUUUAAAGCAGAAGUGCUUUAUUGCAUUACUCUAGGACCUGAGCUUCCAUCAGGAGAACAGUCUUCUCGAUUAGUAGUUUCUUGGCGAAUGAACUUUUUGCAAAGCACAAUGAUGAAAGGUAUGAUUGAAGGAGGAGCACGACAAGGUAUAAAGGAAAGCUUUGAGCAGUAUCAAAAAUUGUUAUCUCAGAAUGUAAAGCCAGCUGACGUUAAAGAAAUGGGUUCAGAGAAGGAUCAAGUUUUGGCAUCUCUUCAGGUCGAGCAUCUGUCAGAUUGGAAAUUGGCCGUUCAGUAUUUCACUAAUUUUACAGUAAUUUCAUCUAUUUUCAUGGGUUUGUACGUGCUUGUGCAUAUAUGGCUGACCAUGCCUAGCACAAUUCAGGGUCUUGAGUUUGUUGGAUUAGACUUGCCUGAUUCCAUUGGUGAAUUGAUUGUGUGUGGAGUACUGGUUCUCCAAGGUAAACGGGUACUAGAGUUGAUAUCACGCUUCAUGCAAGCCAGAGUACAAAGAGGCAGUGAUCAUGGAAUUAAAGCUCAAGGGGAAGGUUGGUUGCUCACUGUUGCCUUAAUUGAAGGAAGCAAUUUGGCAGCAGUUGACUCAAGUGGGUUCUCUGAUCCUUAUGUGGUGUUCACUUGCAAUGGGAAAACAAGAACCAGCUCUAUUAAAUUCCAGAAAUCUGAUCCUCUUUGGAAUGAAAUUUUUGAAUUUGAUGCAAUGGAUGAGCCUCCAUCUGUACUGGAUGUAGAAGUGUUUGAUUUUGACGGACCUUUUGAUGAUGCUACAUCUCUUGGACGUGCUGAAAUUAAUUUCUUGAAAACUAACAUAUCAGAAUUGUCUGAUAUUUGGAUUCCUAUACAAGGAAAGUUGGCUCAGGCAUGCCAGUCAAAGUUACAUUUAAGAGUUUUUUUGAACAAUACCAGGGGUGGCAAUGUUGUCAUAGAUUAUUUAACUAAGAUGGGGAAGGAGGUGGGGAAAAAGAUAAAAUUGCGCUCUCCUCAAACAAAUUUUGCAUUCCAAAAGCUCUUUGCACUCCCACCUGAGGAAUUUCUUAUCAAUGACUUUGCUUGUCACCUGAAACGCAAAAUGCCUCUGCAGGGCCGCCUCUUUCUGUCAGCAAGAAUAAUUGGGUUUCAUGCAGAUCUAUUUGGUCAUAAGACGAAGUUUUUCUUCCUUUGGGAAGACAUAGAAGACAUCCAAGUCAUUCCUCCUACCUUGUCAUCAAUGGGCAGUCCAAUCAUCAUUAUGACUCUUUGGCCAGGUAGAGGUUUUGAUGCACGGCAUGGAGCAAGAACACAGGAUCCAGAAGGCCGGCUGAAGUUUCAUUUUCACUCUUUUGUGUCUUUCAACAUGGCACAGAGGACAAUUAUGGUACUAUGGAAGGCCCGAGCCUUGACUCCCGAGCAGAAGGUACAAAUUGUUGAAGAAGAAUCUGAAGCUAAUAGCGUCCAAACAGCUGAAGAGGAGGCCAUAGCCAAAAACCUCCUAUCUGCAGAGGAAAUUGAAGCUAAAAGCCUCCAAAUAGUAGAUGAAGAAUCUGAAGCCAAGAGCCUUCUAAGUGAGGAGAGUGGGUCCUUUCUGGGUGCUGAGGAUAUUAAUAUGUUUAUGGUUUAUUCCUCUGUGCUCUCUCUUCCUACUAGUUUCUUUAUGGAGUUAUUUAGAGGGAGUGAAAUUGACAGAAGGGUCAUGGAGAGAGUUGGAUGUCUCAAUUAUUCUCACAGUCCUUGGGAAUCUGAAAAUCAAGACGUGUAUCAGAGGCAACUUUAUUACAAAUUUGAUAAACGAAUAUCCCGUUAUAGAGGAGAGGUGACUAGCACUCAGCAAAAGUCUCGUCUUUCUGGUAAAAAUGGUUGGCUUAUAGAAGAAGUCAUGACUCUGCAUGGGGUUCCACUUGGUGACUUUUUUACUCUUCACCUGAGAUACCAGGUUGAGGAUCUGCCUUCUAGAUCUGUAGGAUGCAAUGUUGAAGUAUACUUCGGAGUAACAUGGUCGAAAGAUUCCAAACAGCAAAAAAGGAUCACAAAGAAUAUUAUGUCGAAUCUUCAGGACCGCCUAAAGGUCAUGUUCAGUGUACUGGAAAAGGAAUAUGUAUCAGGGACAUAG
This is a messenger RNA of Fraxinus pennsylvanica, 3177 nucleotides long. The record is from the annotation of a GenBank genome assembly. NCBI's taxonomy places the organism in Eukaryota, Viridiplantae, Streptophyta, Magnoliopsida, Lamiales, Oleaceae.